AUGGGCCAGUUAUCGGCAAUACUGGACGACCGCGGACCUGUGUUAGCGUCUGUGGCUGUCAUAUUAGCUGCCGUAUUCAUCGCCACCCAGCUGUUCGGAGACGACGCCGCGUCGAAACUGCCGCUAGUAGGAGGAGAGUAUGGAAACGCUGAGAAGCGAAGGAAAGCAUUCAUCACAAACGGGUUGGAUUUCUACCAGAAAGGAUACGAGCUAUUCAAGUCGAAGGCGUUCAGAUUGACCACGCUAGAUGGCGAGCGCAUCGUCUUGCCGCGUAGGCUCAUGGAAGAAGUCCGAGAGCUUCCAGACGACGUCAUUAACAUCGAAAAAGCCUUCGACAUUAUGAAUGAGGCCAAGCAUCUCGAGAUGGGAAAUCACAAACAAACUGCUUUCCUGGUCCACAUUGUCCGAGGCGACCUGACCCGAAGCCUAGUCCGUAUCAACCCUCGCCUCUCGGAGGAGACGGCGCGCACGAUCAUCGAGGAGCUGCCGCCGUGCGGGGACUGGACGCCGGUCGUCGUGUACCAGUCGGUGCUGCGCAUGGUGGCGACGAUCUCGGGCGCCAUCUUCAUCGGGUCAGAGUUGUGCCGGUCCCCGGAAUACCUGCAGGCGAGCAUCGGGUACACCCUCGACUUCGUCAACGCCGUCAACAAGCUGAAGCAGUGGAACCGCCACUGGCGGUGGAUCGGCCGCUACUUCACCCCCGAGGUCGACAAGCUAAUCGGCGAGCGCAAGAAGGCCCACGCCUUUCUGCGGCCUGUCAUCGCCCAGCGUCGCAAGGCCAUGGCAGCCGGUGAGGAGGUGCCUGAUGAUACCCUCAGGUGGAUGCUUAAUAAGGUUGACGAGUUCGGCCUCACCGACGACGACCUCGCCGAAACCCAGCUGAACCUGAGCAUGGCUGCCAUCCACACGACGACGCUAACGGUUACCAUGAUCCUAUACGACCUCGUAGUCCGGCCCGACGUGGUCGCCGAGCUGCGGGACGAGAUCCGGCGGGUCCUCGCGGCUAACGACGGCGUCAUGACGAGCCACGCCCUCUUCGAGAUGAAGCUCCUAGACAGCGUGAUGAAGGAGUCGCAGCGCGUCAACCCGGGCAGCCUUAUCCGGUUCCAGCGCUACGUCGCGAAGCCCGUCACGCUCAGCGACGGCACCUACUUGCCGGCCGGCCGGUUGAUCGAGACGCCGCACGCGCUGGCUGUCAACGACCCUGCCGUGUACAAGAACCCCGAGACGUUCGACGCGCACCGCUUCCUCGACCUGCGCAACGGCACGGCCGAAGACCUGCUCGGGUAUAAGAACCGGGAGCAGCACCAGUUCGUCACGGUGACCAAGGACUUCAUGCACUUCGGCUACGGGCGGCACGCCUGCCCGGGGCGCUUCUUCGCCGCCAACGAGAUCAAGCUCAUCCUCGCGCGCAUCCUGCUCGACUACAACCUACGCAUGCCCGACGGCCUCACCGAGCGCUACGCCAACCUCAAGAUGGGCACCAACGCCUUCCCCGAUCCCACCAAGGAGGUCCUGUUCAAGCGGGUCAAGGUGUAG
Durotheca rogersii is the source of this 1539-nucleotide messenger RNA. RefSeq names its product cytochrome P450. Gene Ontology annotation, molecular function: oxidoreductase activity, acting on paired donors, with incorporation or reduction of molecular oxygen; monooxygenase activity; heme binding. The record is from RefSeq and is a predicted model, not a curated record. NCBI's taxonomy places the organism in Eukaryota, Fungi, Ascomycota, Sordariomycetes, Xylariales, Xylariaceae. The transcript is spliced from 6 exons. The coding region runs from base 1 to 1539 and encodes 512 amino acids.